Triticum urartu is the source of this 2055-nucleotide messenger RNA. RefSeq lists its product as uncharacterized. The record is from RefSeq and is a predicted model, not a curated record. NCBI's taxonomy places the organism in Eukaryota, Viridiplantae, Streptophyta, Magnoliopsida, Poales, Poaceae. Gene Ontology annotation, molecular function: protein binding; ubiquitin-protein transferase activity; zinc ion binding. Gene Ontology annotation, biological process: protein ubiquitination.
UCCCGACGCAAGACCAACUCCAAGCACUCGCCAUCCAUGGCAGCAGCUUCCGUCGGCGCCACGACAUCGCGAUUGCUGCGACCACACCACGAUCACUCAUUCACUCCCCGGAAUCCUCACCCGGGGGGCUCUUCCUCGUCUUCCUCACGCGCCGUGGAGGCGCGGCCGGUGUCGUCGUGUGAUGGCGGCGCCGAGGAGGACGUGCCCGACCUGGACUCCCCGUGGGUCGCGGCGGCCGAGGCGGAGUCGAGACUGGAGGAGGCCGCGAUCGCCUCGGCUGCGGCAGGACUCACCCUCUGCGCCGAGGACGAGGCAGAGGCGGAGGAGAUACGUGACAACCUGCAGCGGCAGGACGAUGAGCUGAUGGCAUUAGAAGCAAUAUAUGGAGAUGACCUUGUUGAAUUUAAAAGCAGAGGAGGGCUCCGUUAUUUCCAGAUUUACAUACGUUACGAUCUGCCUGAUGGUGCUGACGUGUGCGCUAAGCUUUCUUCCCUUAGUGAAAACUCAAAACAUGGAGGAUGUCCUGAUGGUGGUAGCAAAGACCAUGACAAUGCAUCAGAUGAAUUCUCUUACACUACCAACUUGAAGUACUUGCCUCCUUUGGUGUUGACAUGCUUACUUCCAAAAUCAUAUCCUAGCAAGGACCCACCAUAUUUCACUCUCACCGCUAAAUGGAUGGAUGAGCAUAAUGUUUCUCAACUGUGUGAGAUGCUUGACACCAUCUGUGCAGAGUUGCAGGGGCAAGAAGUGGUUUAUCAAUGGGUUGAGUGGAUACACAACUCUUCAUUGUCACAUCUCUGGUUUGAUGGCAAAAUAAUGUUAGGCCAAGACAUCCCAACACCCAAAGGAGAUACGCGUGCAAUCUCAAGGAGUGUAUCAUUAGAGUCUGUGAUCCCCUCAAUGCUCAGCUACUGUAGUAAGAAGCAUUACCAAGCUUUUCUUGAGGAUCUCCAUAUGUGCAUGAUAUGCCUCAACCAGAGCAAAGGUUCAAACUUCAUCAAGCUUCCAUGCCAGCACCUGUUUUGUGUGAAGUGCAUGGAGACAUUGUGCAGAAUGCAUGUGAAGGAAGGGAGUGUGUUCCAGUUGGUAUGCCCUGACACCAAGUGCAAUGCUUCCAUUCCACAACAUGUCUUAAAGAGGCUUCUUAGCGAAGAAGAAUUUGAACGCUGGGAUAGGCUUGCUCUUGAGAAAGCGUUGGACUCGAUGGCUGACGUGGUUUUCUGCCCAAAGUGUGUAAUUGGUUGCGUGGAAGACGAGGAUAACACUGCGCAGUGUCCAAAGUGUUCCUUCAUCUUCUGCUCGUUUUGUAAGGAGCUCUGGCAUCCAGGGAAGCAGUGCCUAACUCCAGAGCAAAAGAUCCAGCACAGGAAGGCAUCGGGCAGGAUGAGUGAGAGGGAGAUGGCGCAAGAACUGCUGAACAUUAAAGAACUAUACAAAGAUGUUCGGUUAUGUCCCCAUUGUCGGAUGGCGAUCAGCAAAACUGCAGGCUGCAACAAAAUGACGUGUGUCAGCUGUGGGAAAUACUUUUGCUUCCGCUGUGGCAAGCCAGUCAGUGGCUACGAUCAUUUCAAGGAUUGCAAGCUCUUUGAGGCUAGGGAUAUUGCAGAAUGGGAGAGAGAAAUGGACCAAGUACAAAUAGGUAACCAGAUACGAGCCCAGCAGAAGCCAUUAGGUGGCAUCUUAAGAUGCCCAAAAUGCGGUGAGAGAAAUUUCAAGGAUGACGAGAAAUAUCUAUUUUGUUGGGCGUGCCGAGCCAGCUAUUGUCAACUGUGCAAACGGGUGGUCGAUAAUAAGAGGAUGAAGAGCGAGCAUUGGGGAUCGAUUGAGUGUCUGGGGCUUGAUAAAUUCUAGUAUUACAUACGUAUUCUCACCGUCACAUUUCUUGCAACUCUAGGUCGAGUUUGCGAUUACUAAACCAAAGCUAUGGUGAACUGUAUAAUUUGAUCGUGAAAAUGUGUGAAAUAUGGGAGAAAUGGUCAAUCAGCAAAAUGAUUGAAAUAGGUGGAAUCUACUUACACUAACGAAAUUAUCACAAUCCUUCUGAACAUGAGACAG